UCCAUCUCCGAUCCACCCAUCUCCAGCUGCCACCGCGUGCCCGAGUCCAAUACCUAAAAGUCCAACCCCACCGCCACCGCCACCACCACCACCAGAGUUCUCGUCAGCUGCCAGCCAUGGUCGCCGGCUUCGAAGCCCUUCUCGACCCGACGGCGCUCUCCCUGGCCCUGCCGGCCGCGCCGGGGCUCAAGAAGGAGGACUACCUCGCCAUCUGCCUCGCCGCGCUCGCCAGCACGCGAGGGACCGGCCUAAAGGUGGCCGGGUUCGUGCCGCCCGGCGGGACGUGGUGCCCGCUGCCCAUCGCCUCGGCGCCGCCGCCCGCGCGGGAGGAGGAGCUCCGGUUCCGCUGCGCGGUCUGCGGUAAGGCCUUCGCGUCGUACCAGGCGCUCGGCGGCCACAAGUCCAGCCACCGCAAGCCGCCCACGGGGGAGCAGUACGCCGCCGCCGUCGCCCCAGCGCAGCAGGCGGCGGACUCCGAGGAGACGACGACGUCUUCGUCGGGAGGGGCCGCUGGCACUGCCGGCGGGCCGCACCGGUGCACCAUCUGCCGGAGGGGCUUCGCGACCGGCCAGGCGCUCGGCGGGCACAAGCGCUGCCACUACUGGGACGGCUCGUCGGUGUCGGUCUCCCUGUCCGCGUCGGCGUCGGCGUCGGCGUCCGGGACUGGGUCGUCGGCUGUAACCGUGAGGAACUUCGACCUGAACCUGAUGCCCGUGCCGGAGAACGCCGGGAUGAAGAGGUGGGUUGAGGAGGAAGAGGUGCAGAGUCCGCUGCCUAUCAAGAAGCGCAGGAUGUCGGAUUAAUUCACUAGCUGCUGACCUCGUGUGUCCAUCGGUGCUUCAUGUAAAUCGUUUGAUUCAUUGAUUCGUUUAUUGACACUAAUAAAUUAUUUCGUUUUCCUGCCA
Molecule: messenger RNA, 905 nt
Organism: Setaria italica (foxtail millet)
Lineage: Eukaryota; Viridiplantae; Streptophyta; Magnoliopsida; Poales; Poaceae
Product: zinc finger protein 1
Exons: 1
Coding region: 117-803 (228 amino acids)
Molecular function (GO): DNA-binding transcription factor activity
Source: RefSeq, a predicted model, not a curated record